Messenger RNA from Penicillium manginii, 1686 nucleotides. RefSeq lists its product as uncharacterized. The transcript is spliced from 2 exons. The record is from RefSeq and is a predicted model, not a curated record. Bases 1 to 1686 code for a protein of 561 amino acids. Lineage: Eukaryota; Fungi; Ascomycota; Eurotiomycetes; Eurotiales; Aspergillaceae.
AUGUCAUUCCAAGCCCCCGUUUCCAAGUGCACGACUACUAUUCCUGGCCUGGGUAGGCUGGAUGGUCUACAAUUUGCCAACGGCGUGCAGCAAUUCAGCGGUAUUCCUUACGCAGAUCUUCCCAAGAGAUGGACUCGGUCUAUUCUCAAAACUUCAUGGGAGGGCCAAUUCCAUGAUGGGACCAAACAAGGGAGCAAUUGCCCAAAUCCCAUCACUCCAGGUGACGACUCCGAUGAACUUGUCCCCGUCCCUCCAGCACCACAUUUCACCGAAUGGAACGUGGACGAACUUUCCGCCCUGGUCCUAAACAUCGUCAUCCCCCAAGCCUUCCAAUCAACCACCACCACCGACGACUUAAACAAGAAACCCCUCCCAGUCUUCGUUUAUAUCCACGGCGGCUCCCUCCUCUACGGCGGCGGCAACCUCCCGAUCUUCGACGCAGUAAACCUAGUCUCCCACAGCAUAACAACCAACCAACCAAUAAUCUGCAUAAACUUCAACUACCGCGUCGGACUAGGCGGAUUCCUCGGCGGCUCCGCAAUAGCCUCCUCCCUCGCAAAAGAAGGACACUCCGGCAGCGGAAACUUCGGCCUAACAGACCAACAAACCGCCUUCGCAUGGGUACAAAAGUACAUCCACCAUUUCGGCGGCGACGCGUCAAACGUCACAGCAGUGGGCGAAUCAGCCGGCGGGAUAUCAAUCAGCAACCAUCUUCUCGCCGCGAGACCAGCCACCUUCCAUCGAGCAGUAUGUAUGUCAGGCUUGGCGGUUUCGAUUCCUGCAUGGACGAUUGCGCAGCAUGAUCGGUUGUUCGAGGCUGUUUGUGCGCAUUUCGAUAUCGAUUCGCGGGGCGAGGGUGUCGUGGAUAAACUGCGCGCUAUUCCGCAGCAGGAUCUUGCUGAUGCAACGCCUCUUAUUCAGGGUGUGCCGUCCGGUACGGGGAAUCCUUGUAUAGACGGAUGGUUCUAUCCCGAGGGUCUUGAUCAUGGCGUUGUUCAUGCGCCGCCGGGGUGGUUGCAGAGCUUGAUGAUCGGGGAUACGUACCAUGAGGGAGUUAUCUUCCAUCUCAAUCUUGUCGAGGGCGGGGAGGAUUUCGCGUCUGUUCGGCGGAUCCUUCAGUCUCAUAUUCAAGAUGAGAGUGUGACGGAUCUUUUUCUCCGAGAAUAUGAAAUCGCCGAUGAUCUUUCGCGGGCUGAGUUUUUGGUCAAUGUCGAGCAUAUGUGUGGUGAUGCGAUUUUCAAGAUUCCGAACUAUGUUCUCGCGCAAAUUUGCGGGGGAGGGAAGUCUGGGAUUGAGGGGAGGUUUUACUCUUAUCAUUUUGAUCAGAGGUCUCGUAUUCGCAAUUCGUUUGAGGGGACGGCGUAUCAUGCUCAUGAGCUGUUGUACCUUUUUGGAAAUCUGGAGAACGAGAUGAAUUAUUCUGAGCGUGAGAUGGUUAAGGAAUUCAUGUCGGCCUGGAUACGGUUUGCAAAUGGGCUUGCGCCGUGGCAUCCAAAGGGGGAAGAAAGGUGGAUGGUUUGGGGUCCAGACAGUGAAUCCGAGUUAAAGAAUGAGGCCAAGGACGAAGAUGUACGUGGGUAUGAGAGAAUCAAGAGGAUCUUGGGGCUUGGGGAUGGGACGGUGUGGAAGAAGUGGCUCGCUGGGGUCGACUCGCUUGUGGUAAGACGCUGGAAACUAGAAAUGUAG